Messenger RNA from Styela clava, 1700 nucleotides. RefSeq lists its product as uncharacterized. Lineage: Eukaryota; Metazoa; Chordata; Ascidiacea; Stolidobranchia; Styelidae. The record is from RefSeq and is a predicted model, not a curated record.
AUGUGUAUAUAGAUAUAUACAUAUUUAUAGCAGAAAUUGUUUCGGGUUAUAUCAAUAUGUUGACAAGGGUUUUGAUAUUCAUAUUAACGUCAUCAAAUGCAUUAUUAUCGACUGCAUCUGAAUUACAGAGAUGUUACCUUCCUGAAACGAAAACAAAGAUUGACGUUGAGAAGCUUUCGGAAAUGACGUGGUAUACGGGACUACAGACCAAUGAUAUUGCAGCUUCCAUUAUCUCUUGUGCCAGGUUAAACAACUUCGCCACUACAGAAUCAGGAUUUGAUGUGGUUCUGAAGGAACGAGGUCUCAGGUUUGUUGAAUAUGAUCUUCGUUUCACCUUAGGUAGAAACGGAAUUUAUUAUAUGGACAAAUCAAAUAAAGAGAUCAAUCACCUCGAGCAUUUACGAUCUAUGCAUGGGAUUUAUAACCAAGCAGUAUUGGAUAUGGAUCACUUUCUUGCCGAUGGACAUCCUGCUUUUCUUUCCGAUUAUGAAAAUUAUCUCGCGGUUUUUGUUUGUCCACCAAAUGGAUUAGCUGAUGAAGCACACCAAAUGAUUUGGGGAUAUUUUCCGAGCCCAAAUCCAACUUUGUCACAGAUUGCAGCUUUCGUGAAUGUUCUUCAUGAUGUGGGAAUAUCAGCAAAGUUUCAUGCUUCAACAUGUGAUGAAACGAACUGGAAUCAAGAGUAAUUGAAACUGACUUUUUGCUGAUCACAACUUAAUUAGACGGAAAAAUAUAUUUAAUAGACAUUUUUAGUAGUUUAAAACCGUAUUUUAUUUUUUUUUUCACAUAUAUUUUGAAAGUUAAUAUCGUUUAAACUUUAAAACCCAUCAAAAUUAGUUAAAACAUUUCGUUUUCAACUAAUUUAGUAUCAAUUUCCACCAAAAGUACCACGCAUGUAUUACAUUGAAGUUACUUAAGAAUCCCCAAAUUUGGCACUGGUCAUCUUUCAAUGGUAAUCCUAAUCAUAUCAGCGUAUAUGGUGGGAGCUGAUCUCGAUGACCGUAUGGUCGUAUCGCGCCCUCCUUUCCAUACCAAAACAAUUUUAUUGCUGUUGUCCUUUAUUGAUGACUGUAUUUUUGGCUGACGGUAUAAUAAAUCUCUCUCUCUCUCUUAUACUCAUAUUCACAAUCUAUCCGAUUCACAAGAAAAUUGGUUAAUUGUGACUUCAUUUUUUUGAUAGUACAAAAUAAUCAGAGGUAGGCAAGAGAAUUAAAUUCAUAGUAAGGUAAAAAAAAAAAAUUAAAUUGCUUCGAAACGUAUUAGUUACUGGCGCUCAAAGACAGUUCCAAUAUAGUGUGUACCCCUUUUCAAAUUCUGGAGCUACUUUAGCUCUUGUGUAUUACCGCUAGUGGACAGUGGUUCACUGACUUGUAUUAUUGGUCAAGGUCUCUUCGGCAAGAACAUGGAACAUAUUAAAUUUGCUCAUCUACUUUACCUGUUUAUCGUUUAACUAUUGGCUAGAUAGGCGGCAAUUGUUAUAUACCGCAACCCAUUCCUGCAUAGUUGCUUUAUUGGUUUAUAUUUAUUAACUGACGAUUCCGUUCAACGAAGUGCUUUUCUUGGUAAAAAAAAAAAACUUCAGCCGUAUCAGACUAACGUUUCGUAUUUGGAUUGUAAUCAAAUAGAUCGAUCGAGAAAAUACAGAUCUGUCUAUCACCUUAUUUUAUUUAACAACAAUAAAUUAAUGCUAUAAAAAUAUA